Messenger RNA from Varroa destructor (honeybee mite), 1385 nucleotides. It is a transcript of the gene nero, whose product is annotated as deoxyhypusine hydroxylase nero. Lineage: Eukaryota; Metazoa; Arthropoda; Arachnida; Mesostigmata; Varroidae. Gene Ontology annotation, biological process: peptidyl-hypusine biosynthetic process. The record is from RefSeq and is a predicted model, not a curated record. Gene Ontology annotation, molecular function: deoxyhypusine monooxygenase activity.
CAACUCGAGCAACUAGUUGCUGUAGCACGGUCACGUUGCUCGUUUUGUAUAAUUUAAUUUUUUCGAACUUGUGGGCGAUAAUUUACGCAUAAAUUAUAGGAUCACACGUGGCAUCAGCAGCUUCGCAAGCGUUUUGCUAGUGUUAACAGGAGAGCUAGAAGCCAACAUGAAACUCAGAGUUCCCGAAGAGAAUUUGCGCCACAUAGGAAGAGUGCUUAACGAUUCCCAGCGACCAUUGAAAGAACGCUUUAGGGCCCUCUUCACCCUCAAAAAUCUAGAAGGUGGAGUCUCAUAUAUCGGCGAAGGAUUUAAGGAUAAAUCAGCGUUACUACUUCAUGAACUUGCAUACUGUUUGGGUCAAACACAAGAUCCUUCAGCGAUUCCUGUGCUCAUCAGGGUACUCGAAGACCAGGGGAUGGAACCCAUAGUGAGGCAUGAGGCUGGCGAAGCACUCGGCGCUCUCGGAUGCCAGAAGGGUGUGCCCGUUCUGCUGAAAUACGAAAAUGACCCAAACCCAGUAAUCGCAGAGACGUGCCAGCUGGCUCUGAAAAGGCUCCAGUUUGUAGAGACCGAAGAAUAUGUGGCUCUUCAGGAUGAACUAAAGCUGCUGCCCUACAAGUCAAUAGACCCGGCACCACCUUUUCGCAAAAAUUCUUUAAGUGUGGGGGAACUUAAAAAUAUUUUGCUUGAUAGCAAGCAAUCACUUUGGAGCAGAUAUCGAACGAUGUUCUCUUUGCGUAAUCUUGGGACCCCAGAUGCAAUAUGUAUACUAGGAGAAGCUCUUUUUUGCCCUUCUAGCGCGCUACUUCGCCAUGAAGUUGCAUACGUGUUUGGCCAGAUGCAAAACAAAGGUUCAAUCCCAUUCCUUCAACGUUGUUUAGAGAACACUCGUGAACUGGCAAUGGUACGUCACGAGUGUGCUGAAGCUCUGGGUAGCAUUGCUUCCGAGACAUGCUUGGCUAUAUUGCAGCGAUUUCUAGACGAUCCUGAAGACGUCGUCCGUGAAAGCUGCGAAGUAGCACUAGAUAUGUGCGAGUACGAAAAUUCAACGGAGUUUCAAUAUGCCGACACUUUAGCUAAACGGCAAAACUAAAAUAUCGUAAUGGUACGUUACGUAGAGAAGUUCUUAUUGACAAGAUAUUUUUGGACAUCGAAGUCGAAGAUUACGCUCCUGUAGAAUAUGAAACACAAAUACUUGGGGACUGAUUCGAAAUUACUUAGUGGUAAUUUUUCUCCGAACUUGAAUAGUUAUAUCCUAUGAAGGAAAGUAACAAGUUAUCAAUAGCACGCCACGUAAGACAGUUCGCUGGACCAUGAUAUCAAAUAUCCUCGGGAAAAAGUUAAUAGAAAAAUAGUUAAUAAUAAAUCAUGCAGUCACUUUUUGA